AACUCGAGAAAACGAUUGGGAAUGCCCAAAAUGUGGAAAUGUCAAUUUCGCUUUUAGAACAGUUUGUAACAUGAGGAAAUGCAGUACACCUAAGCCAACAUAUCAGGCUGCAAAACCGGCCAAGAGUUCCAAAACCGACAUGCCUGAGGGAAGCUGGAAGUGUGACAAAUGUAACAACAUAAACUACCCUUUUAGGACCAAAUGUAACAGACAGAAUUGCGGUGCAGACAAACCAUCAGAAUCCCAGAAUCCACCUUCAGAAGAAGAAAACAAUAAGCAGGUCCGUUUUGUCAAAUAUCCAAUCCAAUUGUUCUUCUUUUGCUUUAGAAUGUUUUAUUGUUGCCUACUUGGAGCUUCCAUGUAUGUAAAUAUAAAAAUUGUUUCUUACUGGUUACUUACCAUCCAUUACCAGUUAUAUUUCUCAUUAGUUUAGCUUCAGGUAUGAUUUCGUUAUAAAAAUAAACAAAAAAAGUAAAUAAA
This is a messenger RNA of Helianthus annuus (common sunflower), 480 nucleotides long. Its product is annotated as ranBP2-type zinc finger protein At1g67325-like. Bases 71 to 433 code for a protein of 120 amino acids. The transcript has 3 exons. The record is from RefSeq and is a predicted model, not a curated record. NCBI's taxonomy places the organism in Eukaryota, Viridiplantae, Streptophyta, Magnoliopsida, Asterales, Asteraceae.